Molecule: messenger RNA, 1208 nt
Organism: Sorghum bicolor (sorghum)
Lineage: Eukaryota; Viridiplantae; Streptophyta; Magnoliopsida; Poales; Poaceae
Product: PHD finger protein ALFIN-LIKE 3
Exons: 5
Coding region: 160-912 (250 amino acids)
Biological process (GO): regulation of DNA-templated transcription
Cellular component (GO): nucleus
Molecular function (GO): transcription coregulator activity; transcription cis-regulatory region binding; histone binding
Source: RefSeq, a predicted model, not a curated record
AAGAUUGGCGACGAAGCAAGGAAGGCAGCCGAAUCCCAACUCCUGUGUGUGCGCCGUCGCCUCGUCGGCCGCUGUUGCUGCUGUGCCCCUCCCCAGCCGCUCCCGCCCGGAGCACGCCGCCGCCGCCGGCGCGGGCGCGCACCGACGCCGUCGCGUCGCAUGGAUAUGGCCCCCGCGCCCGUCUCCUCCAACCCGCGCUCGGUCGAGGAUAUCUUUAAAGACUUCUCCGGCCGCCGCGCGGGGCUCGUCCGCGCCCUCACCUCCGAUGUGGACGAUUUCUGCAGCUUCUGCGACCCAGAUAAGGAGAAUUUGUGUCUCUACGGCCUUCCCAACGGGACCUGGGAGGUGUCGCCGCCGGCGGACGAGGUUCCGCCGGAGUUGCCCGAGCCGGCGCUCGGCAUCAACUUUGCGCGCGACGGCAUGCAGCGCCGCGACUGGCUCUCACUCGUCGCGGUCCACUCUGACUCGUGGCUCAUCUCCGUCGCUUUCUUCUACGGUGCUCGCCUCAACGCCAACGACCGGAAGCGCUUAUUCAGCUUGAUCAGUGAUCAUCCUUCUGUCUUUGAAGCAUUCGCGGACAGGAAACACGGCAGAGAUAGGUCUGGGGUUGAUAGCAGUGGCAAGUCCAGACACUCAUCAAAGAGAGCAAACGAUGGCCAUGCGAAGAAUUCCAGGGCAGCAGCUCCUGCUGCCAAAGACUAUGACGACGACGAUGACGAGGAAGAUGAGGAACACACGGAAACCUUUUGUGGAAGCUGCGGCGGCCUUUACAACGCGAAUGAGUUCUGGAUCGGCUGCGACAUAUGUGAGCGGUGGUUCCACGGCAAGUGCGUGAGGAUCACCCCUGCCAAAGCGGAGCACAUAAAGCACUACAAGUGCCCGGACUGCAGCUCAAAGAAAAUGAGGCAGUAGGUCCCCGCCUGCACUGGCCGUCGCUGACCUGUUUGAUCUGAUCCAAACCAUACUCCGUUGUUUGCCCCAAGGUCGCUGUUAGCAGAGGUGAAUUCCUUCAUUUUAGGACAUUUGUGGGGUUGUUAUGUGGUGGUAGCCUGGUAGGAAGAGGCAAAGGACUGAUAGAUACAUGCUCGUCGCUUGUUUUAUUUUAUAUAUAAAUGGCUCGUUCGUUGUUCAUCGUUCAUUGUUUUGCCUGCUUCGUCGCAGACGUUGUGGCGGCAUGAACUGAUGAGUGGUUUGUUCUUGCUGUUUCA